Molecule: messenger RNA, 1398 nt
Organism: Medicago truncatula (barrel medic)
Lineage: Eukaryota; Viridiplantae; Streptophyta; Magnoliopsida; Fabales; Fabaceae
Product: heparanase-like protein 3
Cellular component (GO): plant-type cell wall; membrane
Molecular function (GO): beta-glucuronidase activity
Source: RefSeq, a predicted model, not a curated record
AUGGUCAUUAGCGACGUGGUGCCUAUGUGGGUUAAUGUUAUAUUUGGAUUAAAUGCUCUUGCUGGGAAGUCUUUGAAGCCUGGUUCUGUUGUUGCAGCUUGUAACUUCGCCAAUGCCAAGUCUUUUAUACGUUAUACUGUUAGCAAGAAUUACACUAUUCAUGGUUGGGAACUCGGUAAUGAAUUGUGUGGAAAAGGAAUUGGAAUAAGUAUUAGUCCAUAUCAAUAUGCUAAUGAUGCAACUAUUUUAAGAAACAUAGUUCAAGAGGUAUAUAGGGAGGUUGUGCAGAAGCCACUAAUCAUUGCACCUGGAGGCUUCUUUGAUGCAAAUUGGUUUAAGAAGUUCUUAAACAGAUCAGAGAAAUUGGCAGAUGUGGUCACCCACCACAUUUAUAACCUUGGACCAGGAGUUGAUGAUCACAUAACCGAAAAAAUUCUUGAUCCAACCUAUCUUGAUGGAGUGGCUGGCACAUUCAGCAGCCUUAAAAAUGUACUUCAAAGAUCAAGCACCACAGCUAAAGCAUGGGUUGGAGAGGCUGGUGGUGCUUGGAAUAGUGGCCAUCAUCUUGUGUCUGAUGCAUUUGUCAACAGCUUCUGGUAUUUUGACCAGCUUGGCAUGUCUGCUACUUAUAGCACUAAAACAUACUGCAGACAGACUUUGAUAGGAGGAACUACGGUUUUUAGCGCUCUUCUUUGGCAUUGACUCAUGGGAGAACGCGUCCUGUCAUGUCAACUACCUUCAAUGGAACAAAAAAGAUCAGAACUUAUGCACACUGUGCAAAUGACACUGAGUGAAGUUUUGUAUUAGUAUGAUUAUUUAUUAGUCAUGUUAUUUUGUGAAAUCUGAGUUGAUGAUACUCUCUUACAGAAGGGAAUCACAAUGCUGUUUCUCAACUUUGACAACAGCACCACUGUUCAAGCCACAGUGGCCUCAAAUUAUGCUACAAAACCUUCCCCUUCUCUUGUGGUAGAAUCACAGAGACGAGACCAUUUAACAGCAAAGGAUGGAGAUUUACAUAGCCAAAUUAUGUUACUAAAUGGAAACAUCCUAAGUGUAAACUCAGCUGGUGAUAUUCCUCCACUGAAUCCUAUAUAUGUUGACUCUUCAAAGCCAAUAACACUUGAUCCUCUCUCUAUUGUAUUUGUUCAAAUUCAAGAUACUGCUAUUACCAUUUGCAGCUAGCUAGCUCAAUAUCACUAGGUGAAACCAAAAAUAGGUUUCUCUUGGUGAUUGAUAAUAAAAUAAAACAUAGAAAUAUAAAGGAAAAAUACCACUGUUAGAUUGUUUGGAGGGUCGAGCACUAGGAUUUUGAUUGGUUUUGCAUAUUCUCAAUGCACUAUUCAGUUUAUUAUGACUAUUGUAAAUUUUAUUAUAAAUUGAAAAUGACAUUCAAUUUUG